AUGUGCAUGCUUCGCUACUCCAAUCGCUCUUUCUUCUCUACCCAAGACACACAACCUAUAUAUACAGAAGCUGCUGGGGAUAUGCUUGGAAACCAAACAGAUGGCUUCAAUCGGCUAUUAGCUGCUACAUUGAGUGGUCUAGUGAAGGCGAUAUCAAACUCACCGCCCGUAGGAGUGAAGAAUUUUGCGACAAAAAAAGAAGUCAGCACUUCAGAGCUUACAACGUUGUAUACUCUUGCACAAUGUACUCCAAACCUGUCUAGCCAAGAUUGCCAAAAAUGUCUACAGGAUGCUCAGGAACUUAUGACGUCAUGUUGUCUUGGAAUGCGAGGAGGAAAAGUCAUGAGUCCUAGCUGCAACUUGAGGUUUGAAUCGUACCGAUUUUAUGAUGACAGUAAAAGUGCUGUUUCGAUGCCUCCUGCACAUCCCCCGACUCCCGAAGUUCACAUUUCGGGAAAUACAGGAAAAGAUCAGGACCACUCACGAACAAUUAUAACAGCGGUGUCCCUUACUGUUGUCUCAAUCAUGCUUUUUUGUUUCGGCGUCUAUUACUGGAAGAGAAAAAAGAGCAACAGUUAUAAGGCAAUUCUGAAGAAAAAUUUCGGAGCUGAAGGAGCCACAUUAGAGUCAUUGCAAUUCAAUUUGGCAACAAUUGAAGCUGCAACAGAUAAGUUCUCACUUGAAAAUAGAAUAGGCAAAGGUGGAUUUGGAGAAGUCUACAUGGGCAUUCUUCCCGAUGGUAGCAAAAUAGCUGUAAAGAGAUUGUCAGAAAAAUCAAGUCAGGGCUUAUUAGAGUUCAAGAAUGAGGUUUUACUAAUUGCCAAGCUUCAACACAGAAACUUGGUUGCAUUAUUAGGAUUUUGCUUGAAAGAUCAAGAGAAAAUACUUGUCUAUGAAUACGUUCCUAACAAGAGCCUCGAUUACUUUUUAUUGGGUUCACAAAAGUCAAGAGUGUUAAAUUGGCCAAAGCGUCACAAAAUUAUAGGAGGAAUUGCUCGAGGAGUUCUUUAUCUUCAUGAAUACUCACGUGUUAAAAUAAUACAUCGAGAUCUCAAACCUAGCAAUAUUUUGUUAGAUGAUGAGAUGAAUCCGAAAAUUUCUGAUUUUGGAAUGGCGAGAAUUGUUGGCAUUAAUGAAACUAGGGGAAACACGAAUAGAAUUGUUGGGACAUUGGGUUACAUGUCUCCAGAAUAUAUCAAGUUUGGACUAUUUUCUGAGAAAUCAGAUAUUUACAGCUUUGGAGUCAUUGUUUUAGAAAUUAUAAGUGGAAAGAAUAUAUCUUCUCAAUGUGAAUCACAUGAAUCUCAAUAUGCUGGUGGACUCUUAAGCGAUGCUUGGAAGCAUUGGAGGGAUGACAAUUUGAUAGCGAUAUUGGAUUCGAAUUUGACAGAAGCUGGGUCACAUAGUGAAAUAAUCAAAUGCAUCCAUAUUGGCUUGCUGUGUGUUCAAGGAAAUCCAGGAGUUAGGCCUUCCAUGAACAAAGUUGUUCAAUAUCUGAGUAAUGAUUCAAUUCAGUUGCCAAUUCCUCAAGAACCAGCAUUCUUCAUCCAUAGUCAAAUGGAACCAGCGGAAAGCAGUAGGUCAAUGGAGGCUCAACUUGCCAACCAUAAUCAAUAUUCCAUCAAUGAAAUGUCAAAGAAUAUAAUAUCUCCUCGCUAG
Messenger RNA from Neltuma alba, 1659 nucleotides. RefSeq names its product putative receptor-like protein kinase At4g00960. Gene Ontology annotation, molecular function: ATP binding; protein serine/threonine kinase activity. Gene Ontology annotation, biological process: defense response to bacterium; protein phosphorylation. The transcript is spliced from 7 exons. The record is from RefSeq and is a predicted model, not a curated record. Gene Ontology annotation, cellular component: plasma membrane. Bases 1 to 1659 code for a protein of 552 amino acids. NCBI's taxonomy places the organism in Eukaryota, Viridiplantae, Streptophyta, Magnoliopsida, Fabales, Fabaceae.